Messenger RNA from Drosophila navojoa, 2880 nucleotides. It is a transcript of the gene eya, whose product is annotated as eya transcriptional coactivator and phosphatase 2. Gene Ontology annotation, biological process: negative regulation of extrinsic apoptotic signaling pathway in absence of ligand; cell differentiation; multicellular organism development. Gene Ontology annotation, cellular component: nucleus. Gene Ontology annotation, molecular function: protein tyrosine phosphatase activity. The record is from RefSeq and is a predicted model, not a curated record. Lineage: Eukaryota; Metazoa; Arthropoda; Insecta; Diptera; Drosophilidae.
UUCAGUUGACACUCAGCUUUAUGUGACAAUUCGUCGGGCGAGCGGAUGACAGCUGAAACAAUAAAACGGUAAAAGCUUUGUGCCGACGGCUAUAUAAAGAGGGAGAAGUAAAGUAGAAAAAGAAAGAGAAGCAUAAUAUAAAAAAUAAUAAUAAAUUCGCAGCGUUCAAAUUAAUUUGGCACAAAUUAAUUCGCCUAACGGAACUGCUCAAUUAGCACUGGCGAAAAAUGUAUGAUUAAACGACACGCGUGCAAUAAAAAUUAUUGAAAGAAAUUAACAAAAUAAUUAUGCACACAAAUUUGUUACGUUAAUCAACACUUGUUCCGUUUUAUAUGCAUUUGUUAACACUCAUUAAGUUUUAAUUAAUUGCCCGAUUAAACGAUCGUCAUGUUUGCGCAAACGCAGCGGGCUUGAUAAGCAACAACAACAACAACGAUAACAACAAAACCAGCAACACUUGGAAUAUGUUGUAUAAUGUGCCGUGUUAUCAAAACUUUUCAACGCUGGAUUACUACAAGGUUAAACGUCCCAAAACAGAGCACACGGACACACAUGAACGCAAUCGUCUCUGCCAAAGUCAGCAGCAACAACAACAACAGCAGCAACAUCAGCAUCAACAACAACAACAUCAGCAGCAGCAACAACAACAGCAACAACAGCAGCAACAACAACAACAAACACACUCAAACGCCGUGUUGGCCACCAGCAAUGGGCCCAGCAGUGCCGGCGCCAGCGUGGGCGUUGGCAUUAGCGUGGGCGUGGGCGUGGCGGGUCAGUGCAGUCCCCUAGGUAUUCUGCCGCCUCAAAUCCAGCCGCUGCAGCCAACAAUCGGCCACUACGGCACCAGCACCAGCAGCAGCAGCAACAACAACAACAGCAACAAUAGCAACAACAACAAUAAUCCAAAUUCAAACUCUAAUUCGAAUCCAAAUUCAAAUCCAAAUCCGAGCAGCUGCAGCCUCGCCUCCAGCUUCGCCCAGUCGGCCAGCAGCAGCUUCUCCACAUAUCAACAGCCCGCGGGCGAGGAGGUGGGCGUGGUGGGCAUGUCCCACUGGACGCACGAGUCGGCGCCCGUCAAGUCCGAGUCGCGCAGCCCCAACCAGCUCCACUCGCUGGACAGCGGCCAGUCGGCGGCUGCUGCUGCCGCCGCCGCCGCCGCUGCCGCUGCCAAUCUGUACGGCUGUGCCGAGAGCAGCGCCGCAGCAGCGGCGGCCGCCGUGAACAGCUCGGCGGCAGCAGCGGCCGCAGCCGCCGUCUACGACAGCAAACACGACUACUACUACUACAACAGCAUGCAGCAGUACACGCCGCCGCCGUUCUACUCCGGCUACGGCACGCCGUAUGCGGCGGCCAGCACGGCGGCGGCGGCUGCGCGCGGCGCCAAGAUGGAGCCGAGCGCGGCGGCUGCGGCGGCAGCGGCGGCCUACCUGACGCCCAGCUAUGCGAGCGCCGCCAACGGAGGCCAGGCCAGCAACAAUGCGCAGCUCUACAGCAAUCCGUAUGCGGGCUACAACAACUUCGGGCAGCAGGACUACGGCGGAUACUACAACGAGCAGUACGGCAACUACUACAAUCCGGCCAACUACUCGCCGUAUGCGGUCAGCUCGCCCAGCUCGAGCGCCAGCCACGGCUUCCACGUGGCCACCGCCUCGUCCAAUCUGUCGGAGAGUCCCACCGACACGCACUCGACGACGCCCGUGCACGUGGCCAACCAGUCGCCGCACUCCCCGCUGCCCAUCUCAAUGUCGCCCAACGCGGGCGUGGGCGUCGGUGUGGGCGUGGGCGUGGCUGGAGGACCGUCCGCUGCUGUGGCCGCCACGCUCAACUCCAGCGGCGGCAGCAGCGUCGGCUCCGCAUCCGCACCCAAGUCCACGCCCACGGGUAAGACGGGUCGAGCGCGCGGGCGGCGCCACCAGCAGCCGAGUCCGACGAGGAGCACGGCCUCGGACACGGGCAACAGCGAGGCUGCGAAGCCGCCGGAGCGCGUCUUCAUCUGGGAUCUGGACGAGACGCUGAUCAUCUUCCACACGCUGCUCUCGGGCAGCUACGCGAACCGCUACACCAAAGACCACAGCACGCUGAUGACCAUUGCGUUCCGCAUGGAGGAGAUGGUGUUCAACAUGGCGGACACGCACUUCUUCUUCAACGAGAUCGAGGAGUGCGACCAGGUGCACAUCGACGACGUCAGCUCCGAUGACAACGGGCAGGACUUGAGCAGCUACAACUUUGCCACCGAUGGCUUCCACACCGGCACCCCGCCCGGCGCCCCGCCCAAUCUCUGCCUGCCCACGGGCGUGCGCGGCGGCGUCGACUGGAUGCGCAAGCUGGCCUUCCGCUACCGCAAGAUCAAGGACAUCUACAACAGCUACAGGGGCAAUGUGGGCACUCUUCUGGGCCCGGGCAAGCGGGAGGCCUGGCUGCAGAUCCGCUCGGAGAUCGAGGUGGCCACCGACAACUGGGCCACGCUCGCCCUGAAGUGUCUCAGCAUGAUCGCCCAGCGGGAGAACUGCAUCAAUGUCCUCGUCACCUCCACGCAGCUGGCGCCGGCGCUGGCCAAGGUGCUGCUCUUCAACCUGGGCAGCAUAUUCAACAUCGAGAACAUCUACAGCGCACACAAGAUCGGCCAGGAAACCUGCUACGAGCGCAUCGUGACGCGCUUCGGCAGGAAGAGCACCUACGUGGUCAUUGGGGACGGCGCCGAGGAGGAGUCCGCUGCCAAGGCCAUGAACUUCCCCUUCUGGCGCAUCUCCUCCCACAGCGAUAUUCGUGCUCUCUACACGGCCCUCGACAUGGGCUUCUUAUGAAAGGCUUAUGGCGUUUGCAAACGCGCACAAAUCGCUAGCGUUUCGCGUGCGUUUCUCGCGCAGUUUUGAGUACAAA